Messenger RNA from Wasmannia auropunctata (little fire ant), 1652 nucleotides. RefSeq names its product lysosomal thioesterase PPT2 homolog (gene Ppt2). Gene Ontology annotation, cellular component: lysosome. Lineage: Eukaryota; Metazoa; Arthropoda; Insecta; Hymenoptera; Formicidae. Gene Ontology annotation, molecular function: thiolester hydrolase activity. The record is from RefSeq and is a predicted model, not a curated record. Bases 70 to 945 code for a protein of 291 amino acids. The transcript has 4 exons.
AUUCACCGUAGCGCUGCAAGAAACGCAUUCGAUCAAUCAGGGUUAGAGGUCAGCUUUGUGCAGCAAACUAUGACGAGUGAAAAUUCUGUGAUAUAUAUUUAUAUGAUUUUAGUUUAUUUAUUAUUGUAUAAUGAAGCAAAAUCACAUCAUGCUGUCGUCAUUAUUCAUGGGGUUCUCACUGGAAGCGAUAGCAUGGAACUUAUUAGCAAUAGAAUUCAGGAGAUGCAUCCUGAUACUCCAGUCUACAACACUGUUAGGUUUGCAGGAUGGAGUAGCCUGGAACCAAUGUGGCAACAGGUAGAGGAAAUAGGCAUGGAUGUACUUUCUAUAGGUGCCGCAUUUCCUGAAGGGAUUAAUUUAAUAGGUUACAGCCAAGGUGGUUUAUUAGCUAGAGCCAUAUUGCAAAGAUUUCCCAUGCAUAAUGUCAGAAAUUUUAUUUCCCUGAGCUCACCGCAAGCAGGGCAAUACGGAACACGUUUUCUACAUUUGAUUUUCCCAGACUUAGUUUGUGAAACCGCUUAUGAACUUUUUUAUUCACGACUUGGACAGCACACCAGUAUCGGAAAUUACUGGAACGAUCCUCAUCACCAAGAAUUGUAUUAUAAAUAUAGCAAGUUUCUACCAUAUGUGAACAAUGAAAUCGACGUUUUCAAUAAUUCCGACUAUAAAACGGGCUUAACCAAACUGAAACGUAUGAUACUUAUUGGAGGACCAAACGAUGGCGUUAUCACUCCAUGGCAAAGCAGUCAUUUUGGAUAUUACGAUAAUAACAACACUGUGAUAGACAUGCAUGAUAGAGAUAUUUAUAAAGAUGACACGAUUGGUUUGAAAACGUUAGAUAAACAGAGCAAGUUGAAGAUUAUCACAGUACCUGGAAUUCCCCAUUCUGAAUGGCAUAAAAAUAUUUCUAUAGUAGAUCAAUUUUUGUUACCGUAUUUAGAUUAAACGUAAUAUAAAUAAAAUAAGAUCAAAAUUUGCCAAAUGUAAUAGAAGAACUAAGGAAUAUAUUAUUCGAGUGGACGAUUUUUUUUCCAUGCGAUAUUGUGUGGUUGAUUUUAUAUGUGAGUGAAGCUUCACUCAUUUUUUUAUGUGUAACAAAUUUAAACAAUUAUAAAUCUACUUUUAUUAUAUUUUGUCCCUCGCAUUUUAUAUUAAAAUAGAUUCAUAUAAAUUUAAGAUAUAAGUGAUAUGAUAUCUGUGUGUGCACGUGUGCUUGUAAAUAGUAAUAAGAAAUUAUACGUAUGCAUGCAUAUAUCAUAUACCAUUGGAAAAUUUAAUGUGUUAAAUUUAACAUAUUUCAUGUGUUCCAAACGGUCUAAAUUUAAUUAAUUUAAUUUAUCUUUAAAUUUUGAUUAAUUUAACAAGAUGAAUGUGUUAGAAAAUAACACUAUAAAUAUUAUAUUUAUAAUGUUAAUUUUAUAAAAAGUUAACACAAAAAAUAAUACUGACACAAUUCGUAAGUAAACUGUGAAAGUAUAUUUUUUUCAAUAAAACUAACAUUUACAUCUUAAAUUAACAUUCAAAUAUAUUAAGAAUCCAACAAAAUUUUUAUAAGGAUUGAGUGGACCAUUUCUAACACAAAUACAAAAUUUUUUUACUCUAUAAAUAUAUAAUUUAAAUAAUGUAUUAUACUAGAUCUGCAUCUUUUACUU